AUGUCUGAGCCCACACCUCGCCGCACCACAUCAGAGCUAGAUAUAAGGUCCUUACGCCGCAUCGGUGACGCCCUAUUACUUGCUCAAAACCGUGCGCGUCGCGCCACAGAUCGUGCAAAUCAUACCGAACACGUAUUACGUCUUGUACUGGCCCAAGUCGAUUUCUCUAGGAUACAUGUUGCUCACAGUCUACGACGACAAAGUGCUUUAUUUAACGACAUUUUCGCGUCAAAAGGUGCAGCCAUGUCCAUGACAUCCUCAUCCUUAAUUUUUUCUUUUUGCCUGGAGAAUAUGGCCAAGGACGUGGUGACCAAUUUAAACACAGCGAUGACUCGACAUAAACGCUAUGUGGAUGGUUUAACACUACCAACGCUUCACUUUUCGCUCUGGAAUUACAAGGACAGAGGGUUCUUUGGUCCUAUGUAUUUUGUGGCUGGACUUUUGGCUGGAGUUGUAGUAGGCAUUGUAUUGACAAAGCAGUGGCAGCUGCAGUAUAUACAUACGCAUAAAGAGACACCAUCACUUUUUGGCAAGCUGACAAAAUGGUGUAGUCGAUAUUCGUCUGUGGCUGGGACGCCGUGGCAUUUAACUUCAAUGCCAGUGGAUGAAUACGGCUUCCUGACGUACCCUGCGACGUUUGAAGUCGUGUAA
This is a messenger RNA of Peronospora belbahrii, 651 nucleotides long. NCBI's taxonomy places the organism in Eukaryota, Oomycota, Peronosporomycetes, Peronosporales, Peronosporaceae. The record is from the annotation of a GenBank genome assembly.